Messenger RNA from Chelmon rostratus (copperband butterflyfish), 1151 nucleotides. Its product is annotated as zinc finger protein 536-like. The annotation marks the transcript as partial. Gene Ontology annotation, molecular function: RNA polymerase II cis-regulatory region sequence-specific DNA binding; DNA-binding transcription factor activity, RNA polymerase II-specific. NCBI's taxonomy places the organism in Eukaryota, Metazoa, Chordata, Actinopteri, Chaetodontiformes, Chaetodontidae. Gene Ontology annotation, biological process: regulation of DNA-templated transcription. The transcript has 2 exons. The record is from RefSeq and is a predicted model, not a curated record. Gene Ontology annotation, cellular component: nucleus.
AUUACCCCAUCCACCCACCCAGUUAGGAGCCAGAUGGCGCUUUUGGCCAAUCAAAUAUUGGAUGCAAGCAUUCUCAGCAGUACAAACAGGAAAGCAGAGCUUUCCCCAUUCUUGAGAGUCAGCAAUCAAAGUAUGGUCUACCAGGUAAAUUCCACCCAGGAUGACAACCGCAAGAACAGGAAGUAUCCCUGUCCACUGUGUGGAAAGCGUUUCCGCUUCAACAGCAUCCUUUCACUUCAUAUGCGCACACACACUGGCGAGAAGCCCUUCAAGUGCCCAUACUGUGAUCACAGGGCUGCACAGAAGGGCAACCUGAAGAUACACCUCCGUACUCACAAGCAAGGCAUUUUGGGUAAAGGCCGUGGGCGAAUUAGGGAGGAGAACAGGUUGCUUCAUGAGCUUGAGGAAAGGGCAAUACUGAGGGAUAAGCAGACACGAGCUAGUCACGGAAACCAACAGCAAACAUCUAACAUUAACCAACUUGAAAAGCCCCAACUAUCACACACUGUCCUGACACAACCCUCAGUAUUAACCAAUUCUGGUACUGCAGAGAGCCAGACACAUACGUCCACAUCUCUUAAGGUGACUACCAUCCUUGAUGAUCCCAUCCAGCCCCAACCCACUGGCUUCCGGUGCUCAUUCUGUAAGGGGAAGUUCAGAAAGCAGCAGGAGCUUGAGCGCCACAUCAGGAUCCUACAUAAACCCUAUAAAUGCACCUUGUGCGAGUUCGCUGCCUCACAAGAGGAGGAACUCAUUGGCCAUGUUGAGACAAUGCAUAUAACUGCUGAUUCAGGCUCAGGGCAGAAGCCUGUGAUAGGGGCCAGUGACAAGAGAAAGCUUGUUGGUGAAUUCUCCUGUGUGGUGUGUGGCCAGACUUUCAGUCAGGCCUGGUUUCUGAAGGGUCACAUGAGAAAGCACAAGGACUCUUUUGAGCACUGCUGCCAAAUCUGUGGCCGUCGAUUCAAGGAACCCUGGUUUCUCAAGAACCACAUGAAGGUCCACCUCAAUAAGCUGGCUGGUUCCUCAUGGCUGAGAAAGCAGACCAUCAAGAUUAUAAUCAGAUACUUACUACAGCAGAUGCUGACAUGAAGGUUAGGGAGAUGUUAGGGAGGAUGAUUUCCUCAGGUACAGGCUCACUGACAGAUGCAGAA